Diprion similis is the source of this 1734-nucleotide messenger RNA. RefSeq names its product transmembrane protease serine 9-like. The coding region runs from base 58 to 1734 and encodes 558 amino acids. Gene Ontology annotation, biological process: proteolysis. The transcript is spliced from 9 exons. Gene Ontology annotation, molecular function: serine-type endopeptidase activity. NCBI's taxonomy places the organism in Eukaryota, Metazoa, Arthropoda, Insecta, Hymenoptera, Diprionidae. The record is from RefSeq and is a predicted model, not a curated record.
AUUUCACGAUUAGUCCGGAUGAUACAGUUAGUAUAACGUUGACAGUGUCCAAAAAUUAUGGCACUGAAACGUAUGUUUAUAUCGGUUCUCAUUUCGUUAUCUUACGCAACGUCCAGCUCCCUCGAAGCCAGUGAUUCACAAGAGUGUAUCAAUUCGCAAAGAGUUAUCGGCGGAUAUUGCAUGCCGAUUACUGAUCGACCGUUUCAGGCAUUGUUGCUUGUUCGUAACAAGCCAAAAUGUGGCGCAGUGGUGAUAUCUAAACGUUGGCUUCUAACGGCUGCCCAUUGCGUUAUUGGUUUAUCUAAAAAAAAAUUCACUGUCGCGGUUGGGUCUUCAAAAAUCGGAGGACUUGAUCAGCAAAGUUAUGCGAUCGAUACGAUUAUUCUACAUGAAAACUUUAUGUUUAACGACAUAACGAUGGCAAAUGAUAUUGCUCUAUUGAGGACGUUAAACCCUAUAGAAUACAGUUCCAGAGUGCAACCGGUGGUUUUAAAUCGUGUUUCACCGCAGCCAGGCGAUGAGACUGUCGUUUCGGGAUUCGGUGUUACGAAUAUUAACAACGUCAGCGUAAUGUCAGAUUACCUGCUGGCCGUUGAUGGGAAAGUGAUUGCGAGGAAUAAGUGCGGAUCCUUGCUGAGGAACUCCGAGCCCGAUUUGGUAUUAUCAAACGGGAGUUUCUGCGCAGGAGUUUUGAACGGGGGAAAGGAUUCAUGCCAGGGUGAUAGCGGUGGUCCGCUUACGAUUAGCAACGUUUUGGCAGGUGUAGUGUCCUGGGGUCUUGAAUGUGGGCAAGUAAUGAUGCCCGGUAUUUAUACGGACGUGUCAUAUUACAUUGAUUGGAUUUUCGAAAAAACGAAGUCUGCUCCGAUAGACGAAAUGAUGCAGUUCUUUUUCGCACGUUUUAAAAUGCUACUGUUACUACCUCUGGUUUUGAACAGCGUUGGAACGUUAGCUUCGGAUUUUCCGAAACCGGGGGUGAGGAUCGUUGGUGGACAACUUGCACCGAUUAGACAACGUCCAUUUCAAAUAUUGAUUUACCGCAAAACUCCUGAAUUCACGAUUCCUGGCUGCGGAGGUGCUAUCAUCUCUCGUCGAUGGGUGGUGACAGCAGCUCACUGCGUCUAUCGACUAACUACUUACGAGAUGCUCAUUCGAGCAGGGACAGACGUCAUCGACAAUGAAGAGGGUGCGAUGUGGUAUAGCGUUUCAAGGAAGAUUGUCCACAAACAAUUCCGUAGUAUUGAGUGGUCAAUGAGCCACGACAUCGCGAUGAUGAUGACAGCUUCAAACAUCGUAUUCGGUCCAACCAUAGCAAGUAUUCCAUUGCUGACGAAAAGUCCCAGACCAUCGACUCCAGCCCUUGUUUCAGGUUUUGGUGUCGUUACGGAGGGCGAUAUGGCUAUGUCUAAUCAUAUGAACCAGGUAUGGGUGACUGUAAUCGACAAUAAGUGGUGCAAACAGCUUCUUGCCGUAAUUACGCCAGAGGUGGAAGUUAGCGACACGCAUUUUUGCGCCGCACAUUUAAGAGGGGGUCGAGACGCCUGCCAGGGAGACAGUGGUGGUCCUUUAACAAUAGGUAAUUCUUUGGCCGGUAUCGUAUCCUGGGGGAUUGGAUGUGGCAAAAAAAUGGUACCAGCAUUUUACACUGACGUGGCCCAAUUUGUUCCUUGGAUAAGGAAUAUUAUGAAAAAAUAUCGUGUCAGGUCAUCCCACAUUCGUAAUAGUCCAAAAUGA